ACCAGGAAUGGAUUCUACGCUCCUGAGUGGACCGGGGGUCCCCACACCGGACCCGACCACCAGGGCACCCUGGAACAUCAGCUCCAUCAGUCCGCAACGACUCAUGGAGCUGUCUCCUGUCACUACAGCUGGUUCCGUGGUUACAAGCCACCCAUUUCCAACGGUAGACGUCCCAGACCACGCUCACUACACCAUCGGUGUUGUCAUCCUGGUCAUUGGCAUCACAGGCAUCCUGGGAAACUUCCUGGUCAUAUAUGCUUUCUGCAGGAGCCGGAGUUUGCGGACUCCAUCCAACAUUUUUAUCAUUAAUCUGGCGAUCACAGACUUGCUGAUGUGUGUUACUCAGACACCCACCUUCUUCAUCAACAGCAUGCACAAGCGAUGGAUCUUUGGAAAGAAAGGUUGUGAGUUGUAUGCCUUCUGCGGAGCGCUGUUUGGUAUCUGCAGUAUGAUGACACUGAUGGUGAUUGCAGUGGACCGGUACGUGGUGAUCACCAGGCCUCUGGCCUCCCUGGGGGGGAUGUCUCGCAGGAAAGCCCUGAGCAUCCUGGCUGCUGCCUGGAUCUACUCCGCAGGAUGGAGCCUGCCUCCAUUCUUUGGCUGGAGUGCUUAUGUCCCAGAAGGUCUGAUGACGUCUUGUUCCUGGGACUACAUGACGUUUACUCCUUCUGUCCGCUCCUACACCAUGCUGCUCUUUACCUUUGUCUUCUUCAUCCCUCUCUUCAUCAUCAUCUUCAGCUACUGCUGCAUCUUCAGAGCCAUCCGACACACAACGCGAGCGAUAGCAAAGAUGAACUGCGAGGGAAACAGAGACUCUGCAAAGAAGUUCCAAAAGAUGAAGACUGAAUGGAAGAUGGCCAAGAUUGCACUUAUCGUCAUCCUGCUGUUUGUCAUCUCCUGGGCCCCUUACUCGUGUGCUGCCCUCACUGCAUUCGCUGGGUACGCUGACAUGUUGACUCCGUAUAUGAACUCUGUUCCUGCUGUGAUCGCCAAAGCCUCUGCGAUCCACAACCCCAUCAUAUAUGCCAUAACACAUCCCAAAUACAGGUCAGCGCUCAGUAGGUAUAUUCCCUACCUCGGAACAUUGCUGUGCAUUACUGGCAGGGACCGUUUCAGCACCAGCAGCUUCCAGUCCACCCGCCGAUCCACCGUCACCAGCCAAUCAGAGAGCAAAGGCCCCAGCAGGCUCCGCAACUCCUCCCUGUCUGAGAGCGAAUCAGCCCGCUUCUCAGACACGGAGGAGGACUGCUCAUCUCGGACGCCUGACAUUCAUCAGUUAUCUGGUGAUGCCAAACAGGUGCACCAUGCCAGCCAGAGGUCAAAGGUGAGAGGUCACAACACGGGAGAGUUUGAGAGAACUGCCGCACACAACCCUACUGACCCGGCCAUAUGUCACCUGUCACAGAUCACAACUCUGGAGACUGAAGACAUCUCCAUGUCGGACAUCAGCCUGCAGCCAAGCAGUCAUCUGCCAGCUACUCUGGACAACGGGAUGGAGGAGUCUGGGCCGAGGACUGCGUAUAAGACAACGCCAUCUGUCAUUGUAACUUCCAUAUCCAGCCCGUCUAUACUGCAGAGUCCCCCGGGUUUCCAUGGCAACCUCAAAUCGACCAAAACGUACAGCCCGGUUGUCAAGGAGCCGCUUGACAUAGCCAGGCUGGAGACAACAGCAUUACCAUAA
Cottoperca gobio is the source of this 1681-nucleotide messenger RNA. RefSeq names its product opsin 4b (gene opn4b). Gene Ontology annotation, cellular component: membrane. Gene Ontology annotation, biological process: G protein-coupled receptor signaling pathway; visual perception. The record is from RefSeq and is a predicted model, not a curated record. NCBI's taxonomy places the organism in Eukaryota, Metazoa, Chordata, Actinopteri, Perciformes, Bovichtidae. Gene Ontology annotation, molecular function: G protein-coupled receptor activity.